Messenger RNA from Rotaria sp. Silwood2, 1308 nucleotides. The record is from the annotation of a GenBank genome assembly. NCBI's taxonomy places the organism in Eukaryota, Metazoa, Rotifera, Eurotatoria, Philodinida, Philodinidae.
AUGUCGAAAGCAUAUUCGGGAUAUAAAUUAAAUAAUCAAACGAUUUUAGAAGAACAUAUUGAUGAAAAUUAUGAACCAACUCAAGAAGAAAUUCAUGAAUAUGCUAUUUAUAUAGGAAUUGAUCCUGAGAAAGAAAAAGAUCUUCUUUGGUUAGCAAAAGAAGGUCUUAUGAAACCAUUACCAUCAGGUUGGAAAGCAUGUCAAGAAGAAAAUGGAGAAUUAUAUUAUUUUAAUUUUAAUACGGGAAAAUCAUCAUGGGAUCAUCCAUAUGAUGAAAUUUAUAAAGCACGUGUUAUUCAAGCACGAGAAAAGAAAACUUCAUCAUCAAUUAUAUUCGAUACUAUUUCAAAAGGAAAAAAUACAUCAAGCAUAAGUGAUUUAUCGAGUGGAAAAAAUCCCCAUAAUCUACCUUUACAUACAAAAAAUGACACAGUGGAUAAUCAAUUAGAUUCUCAAUGUAUUAACAGUGAUUCUAGUGGUGAAUUAAACAAUAGUGAAAAUGAUCGAACACAUAGUAGCAAUGAUUUUCAAAAAGAUGUAUAUUUUGGUAUUGAUCGUGACCUAUCUGCACGUAUUGAACGUGAAGAAAAUGAACCAACAGCAGUUAUUACUCCAUCUCCUCCAAUGGCAUUUAUCGAUAGCACAGAGGAAAAAGUGGAAAAUAGUAAAGAUAAUCAUGAACAAAUGAAACUUACCAGUUUAACCCCACAAGCUGCUGAACAUCAUUUAAAUACAAAUAAAACUUUAAUUAAUGUUAAUACAUCAACUACACGACAUGAACAUACUGAUAUUGAUAAACUUCGAAAACGGCUUGAACAAUCUGCCAAUGAUGAAAAAUUACAAUUACUUGAAGAUAAUCGUAUUUACAUUGAAAAAUUAAAAACAGAAUUACGUUUAGCAAAAGAACAAGAAGAACGAACAUUACGUGAUAAAAUGAAAGUUGAUUUAACAUUAAUCGAAAAUAAAAUCCAUGAAAAUCUUUUACAUGAAAAGAAAUUACUUGAAAAUCGUCAAAAAACUGAAUUAAAUAAUAUAAAAGAAGUUAUGGAAAGAGAGAAACAAGAAUUACAAAAAAAACUAAGAAGUGAUAUGUUAUCAGAUAUGAAUCUUGAUCAACAAAAUAAUACAAAUAUACAAAUACGUUUAUUACAAAUGAAACAUGAAUUUGAAGAGAAUUUACGUAAUAUUGAAAAUCGAUAUAAAAAUGAAAUUGAAGAUUUAACACGACGUUAUGAACAAAUUAAAGUUGAAAAACAUACUUUAGAAAAACGUUUAAAAGAGGUACUUUCAUGGGUUUUUUUUAAAUAA